Scylla paramamosain (green mud crab) is the source of this 754-nucleotide messenger RNA. Its product is annotated as 2-amino-1-hydroxyethylphosphonate dioxygenase (glycine-forming)-like. The record is from RefSeq and is a predicted model, not a curated record. Lineage: Eukaryota; Metazoa; Arthropoda; Malacostraca; Decapoda; Portunidae.
GUCUCUAACCCACACGCGUGGUUGAGAGGCUUAAUCAGGUACAUUUCAUCAACGCGUCUAUUCUCGGUGAUGACAUGUACCUAUUUCUGUCUGGUAGUGACGGGCUGUUACGUGUUGCCUUUGUCAAGCACACUGAUUGGCACCGGCGAGGAUGGCGUGCGAUGCUGCAGUACGGGAGGUGUUCUCUCUUUAUGAACAGUACGGCAAGAGUUCGUACAUCGGGGAGAAGGUGACCCAAGAGCAGCACGCCCUUCAGGCCGCCCACCUGGCGCAGAAAGAGGGUUUCCCGGCACAGGUGGUGCUGGGGGCGCUGCUGCAUGACGUGGGUCACUUGGUGGGACUGAGGGGACGGUCACGCCCUAUGGUGACGGACGGCUUGGUGUUGGGGACGCCACGCCACGAAGUUGUUGGAGAGGAGUAUCUGAAAGGCCUCGGCUUCCCGGAGGAGGUAACCAUCUUCGUCAGGAACCACGUGGAGGCGAAAAGGUAUCUGGUGGCCACCGACCCUAAAUAUUACGAAGGUCUCAGUGAAGCCAGCCGCCACACGCUCACCCAUCAGGGAGGACCAAUGAAAGAGGAAGAGGUGCUCAGCUUCAAGACAAACCCCAACUUCCACGCCGUCCUCCGCAUGCGUUCCUGGGACGAGAAAGCCAAAGACCCUGAGGCGCACACACCUGCCCUCGAGGAGUACGAGAAUUUGUGCUUGACCUACCUAAAGGAGGCGAUGAAGGCGUAAAUAUAUGAAAGAAAAGGU